UGUGUGUUUUCUGCAUGUUAAUCCCGUCUUAAGCGUAAUUAUCUACAAAGCCGACGGAACAGUAUUGUACUGAAUACUCGUACCUGUCAAUUCUGUGUAUUGUGGCCUCUGUCUUAACUAGUUUACUGCGACUCGACCUCGAACCAUUAUAACAGCACCUUGGUGAUUGGGGGCGAAGACAAAGUUCAUAAAAUGAAAUGGUUAGUUAAAACCUAUCGAUCGCACAAAGAAGAUAAAACUCAGUGAAAUAUAUUGGUAUAGAUACUCAUUCCUCAUACGCUCUUGCAUGGAGCAGGUUUAAUUGAAUUUCGUUGCGUUGGCACGUCCGAUUUGAGCCGACAAGAGACAAUUGCAUAAGCUGGACACGGAAUUUCUGAGAAUCCUAAGAAAGAUACUUCUUGACUGAAUAUUAAUAUCCUGACGAGAUAUACCGGAUAUCAUGAUUAAUCAGACUGACUACAAAGGAAAUGCGACCGGGUCUAAUGACUCAACGCAAGUAACAGACUCGGAUGGUGUCCAACAUGGUUUCCCUUUAGUGGCAGUUCCAGCUCUGGUCUUUAUGGUAUUCAUACUAGUGAUAAAUGGCUGUGUGAUUCUGCUCAUCGGAUCUUACUCAUCUUUACGAACAACCAGCAAUAUCAUCCUGGCCAGUUUGGCCGUAUCGGACUUCCUAGUGGGUCUGGUUAAUAUUCCAAUCCUCUUGGCAUGUUCUACCACAAUGAUAUCUGCCCUCUGUAUCAGCACUUAUACCUUUAACACAUUUACAGCACUGUCUACUGUGCUACAUAUCUCAGUUAUGACCUGUGACCGUUACAUUUAUAUCACGUGGGCGUUACGCUACCAAGAUAUUGUUAACCGCUGUAGGGUCGUGGCAGUCCUUGGUGUGACAUGGUUCCUCAGCCUUGCUUCCUUAGUUCGCCUUUGGUGGACGUGGGACCUUAACAUCAACAAAUCGGAAGAACACCUUGCUCGGGAAGAAUUGCAGGAGACAAUCUUCUUUUUGUUCAAUAUCAUCGUGUUUUUCGUUAUUCCAUUGGUUGUCAUGAUUGUUCUCGACGCGCGCAUGUUGUUGUUGCUUCGCAGACAAUGCGCGAGAAUUGCGCGUGAAAAUAUGCCAUCACAAUGUAUGGAAUACGAACAGAGGAUGCAAAAAAGACAAAGAAGAUUUGUUUUGACUUGUGUUCUGCUCUUAGCCCUGUACGUUUUUUUCUGGUUGCCGUAUUUUAUCAUGGAGAUUCUACAACAGUACCAUCAGGGGCAAGUGCCAACUCAAAUUUCCAACACCAUUUACUACCUUCGCCUUUGUACCUCAAUAUCUAACCCAUUAAUCUACACCCUAAGGAAACAUGAUCUGAAGAGAAAAGUAAAGGAUAUUUGUAAGGCGACAUUUUCUGGCCGGUAUAACAGUUUAUCCGGGACAAGACAGGAUGAUAUACCCCUUUAAGCGAUGGAAUAGGUGUAAUCUGCUUCAUAUAUUUGUCCCUAAGUAUUAUGUGACUUGCCUCUGACGUGGUGUGAUCCAAUUGCUGACUUUGCCCCACCCCCUCCCCCCCUCCUCGUAAGGUAUGUAGAGUAAAAUAUCGAGUUUAAAGACGGAGAGUUACAACGCGAGUUUUACGCACUGAACGAUUAAGUUUUUCUGCGUGAGCAUUCUAUAAUGUAACGUUCAGGGGUUCAAAUUUAAAAUUCGAUGACAGUCGAAGUUAUGGUAUGUUUUCUGUCGCUGGUCGCGAAAAGUUUUUCAGGGCGAUAAUAAUACGAAAAUCUCAAAUAGCGUUGAUGUUUUUCCGUGGAAUUCCAUCCGAGAUUUCGUUUACAUCGCGUAUUGCACCGCAUAAAAGAAGUGAAUUUGUUACAUUUACCGAAACUUUGAGAAGUGAGAGUCUUCAGGAAACGAUCAAAAAGGAGAAGUCACCUCGGGGCAAAUCUAAGAGAAGUCCUGAGCCCAAAAAGUUGAAGGCAGAAGUUUUUGAUGAAGCGAAAGCGUUUGACCUUACCUUUCGGUUUUUCCUUACGGAUGUUUUGAACUUCAUUUAACUGUUUUCCCUGGUGAGGUCUCGAGAUGACCCUUCCCUCGAAUUUCAAUGGACCUCUCUCACACAGGACUUGCCAGGGAGUUCAAUGUUGUCUUUCAUUGGUUGGCAGCAUGGCCAAAUCGAUAUUCGCUCAAAACGAGGUGCGAAAACUGUGAAUUUCUCUGUAAGCAAAAAUCUCGAAGUUUGUUUUUAGGCAGGUUACCUCUACUUAAACGAGUUAACAGGGAACGUUGUUUUGACGGAUUUUGAUGAAACUCGGCCGGAAUAUUCGUCAGUUAACAAUACUCUAAAAGGUGUGUAUUUCUCUGUCGUCUUCUUUUCUUAUUAGACUUCCCAACGCAUGAAAACAGCCAACAUACUUUUUAUCGUUCAAAUUUAAAAUAGAUUUUCUUCUUUAUUUGGAUGACCGCAUCAACGCGAAGGUUAGUUAGUUAAACAUACAUCAUCAGUUUUGUUUUUUAAGAUUUGCGCGUGCCUACCAAAACAAAAACUGUCAAAACUUUUGAAAUUUUUAGAAUCUACAUGUAUACUUCGAUAGUUUAGCAGCGAUGUAUAGUUUUCUGUCGUUCUUUCAAAGUAGCACCCUAUUUUGUAGACAAUAACCUUGAGAUUCGUAGUUUGUCUGAUAAACAUGAAGCACCGCAGAAUGGGUUUCCAUGAAAGGUGCGUUCCCUCCCAUUGAUGGCCAUUUACGGUCGUCCCGAAUAUGUUAACCUUACUCGGUGGUUAAACAUUAUAGUGCGCAUGGGUAUUUUGCGAGUUGCCCAGUAUUUUAGCAGUAUAGGAGCAAUAAACAAAAUAUUAAACCAUGUUAUGAGGGAUUCAUUAUUUCACCUUUAUUCAAUUUUCGUAGUAUUUAAACAUUUAGUUUACGAUAUACUGCGCGAAAGACGGAGACAACAGUAACAAAAUAAUUCAAGUGUUCUCUGCGACCAACAAGAAAUAAUUAUAUUGCACUUAAAAGUUCGCUUCUUUGAAAGUCAAGCAGAGAAAAUACCACGCAAUUCGCAAAAUACCCGUGCGUGAUUUAAAACCAUUCAAGAAGUUUUAUUAUAUCAUUACUCAAGAGCAUUUUUAUGUAAAUAACGAACAUUUGAUCACUCACUUUAGCUUUGUUUGAAUUAUCAGUACACUGCUGUGUUAGAUCACAGAUGAUCUGUUCUUUGAAAAUUGCUUUCUAAGUUAUAAAUGCUUCUGAAAUUAAUUUGUUCAUUUAAGGAGGGAUUUGAUAUCUAAUUGCUAAGAGACAGGUUAUAAAACGAUUUGAUAUGAUGCGGUAGGUGAGAAAAAUAAAAUAAA
This is a messenger RNA of Stylophora pistillata, 3335 nucleotides long. Its product is annotated as 5-hydroxytryptamine receptor 1F-like. Gene Ontology annotation, biological process: G protein-coupled receptor signaling pathway. NCBI's taxonomy places the organism in Eukaryota, Metazoa, Cnidaria, Anthozoa, Scleractinia, Pocilloporidae. The record is from RefSeq and is a predicted model, not a curated record. Gene Ontology annotation, cellular component: membrane. Gene Ontology annotation, molecular function: G protein-coupled receptor activity.